AUGAGGGCAUUGGAUAAGGCCUGGGAUAAAUGGCCAAGAAAAAAAGAUAUGUUGCCUUCUCUUUUUCUGGAGCAGGGCUUGCUCGUAGCUCCCUGUGGAUAUAAAAAGGGGGAUGAAGGGUGGAAAACAUUUAAGAAGCAACACUUGAGGGCACACUCACUAGAUCUUCCUGGCCGUAAUUCAGGACUUGGGUGCAAAAAGGGGUGUCAUGCUGGUUUUGUGGUGCCAUGUUGUGGCUGUGAUGUUCCUGGUCGAUUUCCAAGGGUGGUGAUAACUAAUAGGCCUUCAUGCGCUCCAGGAUUGGGUGAGGCAGCUGCUGCUUUUGUUUCCUUCACAGAUGCUUCCCCACUUUUAGUCUCAUCCUUGGUGAGGAGAGGGUUAUCGCCAAAAAUAUUUGUUUUGGAAUCUGUUAUCCCUUGUCCUACCUCCCUUGCACAGAAUGCAGCCUACCUAGCAACACAAGGAUUAGGCGUUACUGAUGCAGUCCUCAAUGCCAUUAGUGAAUCUGGGUUCAAUAAUCAGACUGUCAAGAAAGUUAUGAUCCAGUCUACCAAUAGCUCGGUUCUGAUCAAAUUCAAGGAGAAAAGCAACUAUGAGCUUGUUUACAGGGUUGAUGAGAAUAUCCGCGACGCCUUGAACGACACCAUUUUAGAACUCAGGAAGUUCGCGAACUCUGUGGUCAUAAGCAAGUCUUCUGUCUUCCCCAAUGACAUGGAAUAUUCCACUGGUGUGGUUACAGAUGUCGUGUCGAAGCUGCAAGCAUUCAACCUCCCUGCCUAUGUACAACUCUUUAGCAAUGAGUUUGUAUCUCAAGCAUGGGACUUCUUGUCAGAUCCAUAUGUGGAGAUUAACACAUUUGUAAUGACAGUUGGCAAUGAUGGUGUCAUUACCGACUACCCUGCGACGGCUGCUAAGUACAGAAGGAACCGAUGUCUAGGUUUGGGCAAUAGUACACCACCUUACAUGGCCCCUACUGACCCUGGCUUCAUCAUGCAACUCAUUCCUACUCCGUUUUUGCCACCAGCCGAGGCUCCCAACCCAAUCCUGACGGAGGCUGAUGUGGUCGAGCCUCCUCUGCCUCCUGUUGGGGUGAAAGCCCCUCCUCCUAGCACUGGCGGCAGGACUCCAGCGAUUCUUCCCCCACCACCUAAUGGGCAGCCUAAAGUUGUUGCAAAGACUUUUCUGUCUACUCUGGCUUUUCUCCUUGCAACAUUUUUGCUGUUAUGA
Ilex paraguariensis (yerba mate) is the source of this 1227-nucleotide messenger RNA. NCBI's taxonomy places the organism in Eukaryota, Viridiplantae, Streptophyta, Magnoliopsida, Aquifoliales, Aquifoliaceae. The record is from the annotation of a GenBank genome assembly.